AUGGCCGCUCACCUAUCAAUGCAGCAGGAUCUCCCUGGGGAUCCCUCCUCCAGUUUCUUCUGGACGCAUUUUCGCCGUCGUUCGCAGAGCUCGACUCUGACCACCGCCGAACACUUCCCCAAACAGCAGUCACGCCGACGCUCUUCCCUCUUCACCAAGCUGGCGAGCUCUCGGGGAAACGCCAAGAGUCUCUUGCGUCUGGGUGAUCCUGCUGCCUCGUUUGCCGCGUUGGGAUCCCCUGCCAAGACGACGACGGCUGCUGCUGCUGCUGCUGCUCGCUCAACCCAUCGCCGACCCGUGUCGGAGAUCAUUCUCUCCCCGAGAGAUGCCCAUAUGAUAUCCGCCGCUUUGGAUGUCGAGGGUGGUGGCGGCUCGCUUUCCGAUACAGCUUCGCUUGCUUCGGGCGGCCUGCCCGCCGCCGCCUCCAGCCAUGACCGUUCGUCGCAUGGCUCGCUAGCUGAGCAGGCCUGUGCCUUCCCUACCCUGCGCAAUGAAAAGGUCGUCGCCACUGGCAGUGGCAUUGUCGUCAGCGUCGCUCUUACAGAACCCGUCCUGUUCCUCGCCGGUUACGACCAGAAUGACCCGUCCACCAAGAAAUCCACCAUUCUCCGUGGCCAGCUACAUCUCAAGGUCACCAAGUCUGUUAAAGUCAAGAAGAUCUCCAUCACUUUCCGCGGACACGCCCAGACGGAUUGGCCGGACGGAAUCCCCCCGAAAAAGGUUCAAUUCCACGACAAAAAAGACCUGGUCACUCAGGGCGUGAUUUACUUCAACCAUGGAGAUACCGCGCUCAUGCAGAAUGACUACGGUGCGCACUUUUAUCGGCAUGCAAAACCGAUGACCCCAACCGCCGUGGGCAAAGACGGGACCACGGCCACCAUUACCCACGAGCUCCACGCACGAAGCGGAAGGUCGUCACCCACCACCAACAACAACAACAACCACAACAACAACGGUAGCCAAAUGUCCUCGCGGGAUCUCAAACGCCUCUCGCUCCAGUCAAACCAUUCCCGCAGUUUCGGCAAGAACGACAACACGUCCAGCGGGGCCGCCCCGCCGCAGCGAAACUACCGUUUGUUCCCCGUCGGGGAUUAUCUCUACAGCUUCGAGUUCCCCGUCGACGGGUCCCUGCCGGAGACCAUCAAGACUGACCUAGGCUCCGUUCGGUACGAUCUGGAGGCCAUCGUGGAGCGCGCGGGCGCCUUUCGGCCAAAUCUGCUGGGCACGCUGGAAGUGCCCGUCAUCCGAACCCCGGCCGAGGGCUCCCUGGAGCAGGUGGAACCCAUCGCCAUCUCGCGCAACUGGGAGGAUCAGCUGCACUACGACAUCGUCAUCUCCGGCAAAUCCUUCCCGCUCGGCACCCAGAUCCCCAUCGCCUUCAAGCUGACGCCGCUCGCCAAGGUCGAGUGCCACCGCAUCAAGGUCUUUGUCACGGAAAACAUCCAGCACUGGACUAGUGACAAGAGCGUCCAUCGCUUCCAGCCCGCCAAGAAGGUUCUUCUGUUUGAGAAACGCGCCGACUCGGCCAGUGUCAGCACCUACCCGGGCAGCUCCAUGCGUGUCACCGCCGGCGGUGGUAUCGACUGGGACCAGCGCGCUGCCGCCGCUCGCGGUGAAGAGGUCGUCGACCGCUCCCGCACCAAUUUGCUGGGCAAUCUGUCAUCGGACUAUGGUGUCGGGCCUACCGAGAUGGAGUUCAGCGUCCAGCUGCCUAGCUGCUACGAGAUGAAGCACCGCGACGACUCCCAGCGGUUGCAUUUCGACACAACCUAUGAGAAUAUUCAGAUCAACCAUUGGAUCAAGAUUGUGCUCCGGCUGUCCAAAGUAGACGAACGAGAUCCGACGAAACGAAGGCAUUUCGAGAUCUCGAUCGAUUCGCCCUUCCACAUUCUCUCAUGCAAGGCAACGCAGGCCAACAUCUUCUUGCCGGCAUAUACAUCGCCCGAUUCAGAGCCGGUGGUGCCAGCGCAGGAGUUCGAAUGUGGAUGUCCCGGAGCCCCAUCACUGAAGAAGACUGCCUCCCAGGUCCAGAUUCAUUCUGGGGUUGAAUCGAACGGCACUGGUUCGAGCUCUGGCGCUACCCCUGGCCCUUCGACCGGCGGCGGACCCGGCGCUGUGACACGCAGCUUCACCAACAGCUCGGGCGGGCUGGCCCGACCGCCACAGGCGCACCUGGCGCACGAGCCGAACGAGCGGUCUGCGCGGCCGAUGCACCUGCUGCGCGCACCGUCGUUUGCCCCGCCGUCGUUUGACGAGGUGGAGGCACCGCCGCCACUGAUCACGCCGCCGCCGGAGUACAACAGCGUCAUCGGAGACCAUGAUCGGGAGUCGGUGCUGGAGGACUACUUUAACCGGCUGUCCUUUUACGAAGAGCACGAGGAGGACGAGCAUGAUACCCGGGGGUUGGGCCGCGUGGACGUGCCGCUGACGCCUGGCCGGCGGGUGAACCGCAGCAUGGACGUGCCGCGCGAUUGGGUGCGACUGGACGGUCUGAUCAUCUCGGUAGUCAUCCUCAUCUCGUCUCUCUCUCGUCUUCCUCUUCUCUCUUUAUUCUCUCUAUUAUUUCUAUUAUUUCUGUUCUUUCCAACGAGCGCCGAAAUGAUCACCAUAUCCCCAUUGACGGAAGAAGACAUCCCCGAGACGAUUGAAGUGAUCCAGACGGCGUUCGCCGACGAUCCCUACUUCAAAUGGGUCUUCGACAAGAGCAGGUUCAAUAAAGAGCGAAACUAUGGAUCGCUGCAUGCCCGGUGUCUAUGGGGCAUCCACAAUGCGCUUUUCUUUGUUGCCAAAACCGAUUCCGACUCCGACUUCGCCUCAGCCGUAGACUCCGCCUCCUCCGACAAAGACUCAAAGACAAGCAGGGUGGUUGGCGUUUCAUGCUGGCUACCCCCCAGCCCGGAAAAAGAAACAUGGUACACAUGGAGUCAGGGGUUACUCCUCUCCGCACGGCAGAUGGUGAAUAACCUGCUCCACGGGGGGAGAGGCGGGCUACGCGUGAACCGGUACUGGAUCUGGAAGGCCCGCCAGACGGAAGCCCAACGAGAGAUCUGGCAGGGCGAAGAGGGCGGGUUCUACUUUUGCAAUAUCGUUGCCAUCCGGCCUGGGUUCCAGGGACAGGGGAUCGGGAAAAGACUGAUGCAGUGUGUGCUUGAGAAAGCCGACGCGGAGGGGAAGAAAUGUUAUUUGGAGAGUUCGCGGGAUGAACCGAAUGUUCAGAUUUACGGCACGAUGGGCUUCAAAGUCGUCAAGACCAUGGAGUGUCAGGAUGGGGGGGAUACCUGCAUGGCUUUAGUUUAUAUAUCUCUGGACCCUCUCUGUUCUUACUCUAGUCUACUUCACUACUACUUCACUCUACACUGCUACUUGAGAAUGCCCCCCAAAUACAUCUUCUCGGCUACAAUCACCGCCCAACCGGUCCAGAUGACCUCCUCGGCAAUCCUCUACGACUCGGUAGUGUCACUGCCGGAUACACAGAGUAAAUUGAGCCCCGGGGGGAUAGCCGGGGUAGUCGUGGGUAUUGCGAUCAUCGUGAUCAUUGUGGUGGCUGUUUACCUCAAAAGAUACCGACACAAACACAAAGACUCGAUUCAGUAUGACAAGAACAACAAUAAACCAGCACUUGCACCAGAGAAACCUACACCAGGGAAAGCGACAGAAGCUACAGAAGCUACUCGCCCCCGUCGAGUCCAUCUGGCCCCCAUAAUCACAACCCGCACCUACAACCACAACCCCAAUCAACGGUCCAAAUACCUCAGCACGGCCACGGUGUCAACCCCGCGCGUGUUCCGACAGCACCCAGGUGAGGAGGUCCAGAUCGACGAGGGCGAACGGAUAUGUAGUUCUACCUUGACGGAUUUGACGGUCUUUACUUUCAGGUAG
This is a messenger RNA of Penicilliopsis zonata CBS 506.65, 3879 nucleotides long. RefSeq lists its product as hypothetical. Gene Ontology annotation, molecular function: acyltransferase activity, transferring groups other than amino-acyl groups; protein-macromolecule adaptor activity; ubiquitin protein ligase binding. Gene Ontology annotation, cellular component: cytoplasm; cytosol. Bases 1 to 3879 code for a protein of 1292 amino acids. The record is from RefSeq and is a predicted model, not a curated record. Gene Ontology annotation, biological process: ubiquitin-dependent endocytosis. The transcript is spliced from 7 exons. NCBI's taxonomy places the organism in Eukaryota, Fungi, Ascomycota, Eurotiomycetes, Eurotiales, Aspergillaceae.